Molecule: messenger RNA, 934 nt
Organism: Lolium perenne
Lineage: Eukaryota; Viridiplantae; Streptophyta; Magnoliopsida; Poales; Poaceae
Source: RefSeq, a predicted model, not a curated record
UGCUCACUGUCCACCUUAUCUUUUUUGCUCGCUCUCUCCCGAAGCCUCUCGUUGAGAGUCGACCUCCCAGCUCCACCGCCGCCCCUUUCUUUCCUGCUCUCCGGCGGCGCUGCCGGCCGGCGAGAGGAUGGAUAGGAGGUAGGCAUCCUCUGUAUAUAAAGGGAAUAGUUUUAGUUGUUAGUUUUGCCUGUAUGGCUGCUGGCUUCGUGCCGUCUCGGAGCGUGUCGUCGGUGCUUGCGAGCGGCGCCCGACGAUUUGUGGUGUUCUGCUUCCUGGCCAUGGUAGUGAGGUGCUGCGGGUGGUCAGGGAGGUCGGCACCAACGUCUUCAUCAAUAAGCUCGGCCCUCUCUGGCAGCUGGGGCGUGGCGGCGGUCUGUGUCGUGCCAUCUUCUUCCAAGCGCCAUGGUGGCGAUGGGGGAAUCCAUGGUACGACGCUACUCGGUCUACUUCUUGGCUGCUCUGGAGCUGUGAUGCUACAGGAUUUCGGUGAACACUCUCGGCGUCCUGAGAUUUGGCGUUCGACCUUGAUGACCAUAUGGUGGUCUCCGACGCUGGCGACGAUGGCCGGCGCUUCUUCAACCUCCAAGUGGAGGCCCUUUGUUGAGCUCGCGGCGGCGUUCAUCUUCCUCUCGGUUCCAAGUGGUCUCGUUCCCGGCACCGGCGAGGAUGGUCGCGGUUUGAGCUCUCAGUUCUCCGGCGGUGCUAGAGGACCUGAUUGCUUUUUCAAGUUUUGCCUUAGGGUCUUUUCUGUAAGAAACAUGGGUUGGUUUAUGAUUGUGUUGUUCUUCAGGAUCCCUGUUGUAAACUGUACCUACUCCGCGGCCUCUCCAGAUCACAACAACGAUUAGAAUUUAUUUGCCGGUAAUGAAGCAUUUGAGUUGUACCAUGGAGGCAUGAGGUAUCAAAAGGAUGAAAUAGUUUUCCCUCUUGAGUA